Messenger RNA from Solanum lycopersicum (tomato), 1070 nucleotides. RefSeq lists its product as uncharacterized. The record is from RefSeq and is a predicted model, not a curated record. NCBI's taxonomy places the organism in Eukaryota, Viridiplantae, Streptophyta, Magnoliopsida, Solanales, Solanaceae.
UUGUUAAAUCAUUACUUUACUCUUACAGAGAAGAGAAAAACACUCAAAAAAGUUUGGAAGAAAAAAAAAUGGAAACUUUUUCUCAUCUAUCAUCAAGAUCCAGGUCUUGUGAGAGCUUUUUUAAUGAUGGUGUUGAGCAAAUACCAGGGGAAGUAGUGGGAGAGGAAGAAGAAGAAGAAGAACAAAUGGAGGAGAUUACCAACACACCACAAAGUGGAUGGUUUAGGAAUGUUGAGGAGCCAUGGUUGAAUAGUAGAUCUCAAAAGAAGAAGAAAAAUCAAGUGUUUCUUGAAGGGUAUGUAGAAAAUUCAGAUGAAGAUGAAUUAGGGAGGACAAAGAGUUUGACUGAUGAUGAUUUAGAGGAGCUUAAAGGGUGUUUAGAUCUUGGUUUUGGUUUCAGUUAUGAUGAAAUUCCUGAGCUUUGUAAUACUUUACCAGCUCUUGAACUUUGCUAUUCUAUGAGCCAAAAGUACCUUGAUGAACAGCAAAAGUGUUCUGAUGCUAUGUCUGAUACUGGUUCUUCUGGAUCUGGUCAUGUUGCUAAUUGGAAGAUCUCUAGUCCUGGUGAUGAUCCUGAAGAUGUGAAAGCAAGGCUGAAAUACUGGGCUCAAGCUGUGGCAUGCACUGUUAAAUUAUGUAACUAAAAAGGGAAAAAUGGAAGCCAAGAAAAGCUUAAUGCAAGAUGAGAGGGGAAAUGAAAUGAUCUUUUCUUCAUAUGAAAGAGUACUUGUGCUGUGGUCUCUUUGCCUGGAUCCUGAAAAAAAAAAGGCUAUGGCCACAAGGCCAAGAAGAAGGUACCUCAUGCUUUACCUGAAGAUAGAUUCAAAAAGAAUCAUGUCCAUGAUGGGUAGGCAAAGUUUAAUCAAAAUCCCAAAGUAGAUGAAGAGGAAGGAAGAGAUGUUUCAGGGCUAAAAGAUUAACCAACACAUGGACUAAAAUCGAUAUAACUUUGUGUAUCAGUUUUAGUCCCAAGAUUGCAAUUCUUCUUCAUGUUUUAAUUUUGUUUUCUUAUGUAAUGCUGAUCAAAAUACUGUUCUUGGUUAUUAAUAAAUCAAGUUUCUUCCUUGUUA